Messenger RNA from Saccostrea echinata, 930 nucleotides. RefSeq lists its product as uncharacterized. The coding region runs from base 34 to 930 and encodes 298 amino acids. Lineage: Eukaryota; Metazoa; Mollusca; Bivalvia; Ostreida; Ostreidae. The record is from RefSeq and is a predicted model, not a curated record. The transcript has 3 exons.
GAGCAUGCAGACUUCAUUAAGAGAAGACUUUGUAUGGAUGUUUCUGAUGACAGCAUGCUGUGCAGGAAGUGUCGUCACAUGUGUGAAACAAAAUCAACAAGGAAUACUAUUUGUGACAGCCCUGAGCCAAACAAAAUGCCAAAAACAUCAUCAAAGCAGAGUGUGCAGAGUCCACCUUCAGUAAUACUGUCCAUUCCAAGUACCUCUAAGAGCCACGCCAACUGUGUCAUCUGUAAAAAACCGGGGCCAAAGCUAGUGGUAGUUCCAGAAAAUACUCGUUUAAAUGUAUUCAUCCAAAAAGAAACAUUUGUUCCACCUGGUUCUAGAUGCUGUCCUAAGCAUAUUUCUGAUGGAGAGUUCAACACUGAGGCAUUACAUCUGCUGAAACAAACCAGUUCUGUCUCAAAUGUUAACAGGACCACCAUUGUAGGAGUUUUAAGACAAACCAGGGAGGUAGCUAUCCAGAAUCAGAACAAGAGACUGAAUUUUGAUGAUUCACAUGGAAUGGAAAGUGAAGAUUACUACAAUCUCACAGGAAUUACAAAGGAUCAGUUUGAUGAAUUGAUGACGUAUUUGGUGGAGACCGACUUAAGAGCAUCCAAGAAUAGAAGUACCAGAACAUGUGUGGCGUUAUUGUUGACAAAACUCAGAUGUGGUUUGAGUAAUCAACUACUUGGAACCUUAUUUGGCAUGAAAAAAUGGCAGGUUCGACGUGCUGUUAUAUCUGCAAAAAAUGCUUUGAUGGGUGAUUUUGUGUCAAAGCAUUUGGGGUUUUCUCAUAUAACAAGGGAGGACGUCAUUAAUCACCAUACUCGUCCCCUUGCCAAGGAACUCCUUUGCAGCAUGACAGAAAAUCCAGCCAUUCUUGUUCUUGAUGGAACAUACGUCCUUAUCUGGCAGAUUCCAAAAAUUCUGAUGCAAAGAUAUUAA